AUGCGGCUUUUAUUAAUAUCCUUCAUUUUGCGCUUGUCUUCAGCGCUCAAGUAUCCAAACGAAAUUGUUGAUACGCCAAUUGUCGUAUGUGAAAAGGAUCGCAUUAUUAUUAAGAUAAAAACGACCACUUCCAACCCAUCGCACAUUUACGUCGAUGGAAGGGAAAGUGAUGAAGAAUGCGGCACGAGGAAUCUCAAUAGAAUCGAAGUUGCUCAUGGCAAAUGCGGAAUGAUCAAUGAUUCAACAGAGCAACCGAACGGAAGCAUCAAGCGACUAUGCAUAACCGUCCAGCUUCAUCCAUUAUUUGUCACCGAGUCUGACCGCAGCUACUGUGCUCAAUGCGUUUAUAUCGAGUCUCAUGUGAUGAAGGACAUCGAAUCGAGUCUUGACAUCAGCGAUUCUCCGCCAACUCAGCUGAGUCCUCAAUUCGAUUCGAUGUCAAUGCCGAAAUGCUCGUACACUAUUCGAAAAGAAUCCAAAGAUGGUCCAGUUACUCAAUACGCGGCGAUUGGCGACAGCGUGUUUCAUGUUUGGAGUUGCGAUGGCGAUUAUAAUGAAAUUCUCGUUCAAAAUUGCCACGUGGAAGAUGGACAAGGAAAUCGAAUAUUAAUAAUUGAUCAAAAUGGAUGUGGCAUUGAUCAUUACGUGAUGCCAACUCCCGAAUACACAUCAAAUAAAAAGAUUGCUUAUCAAGAAACGCAUGUGUUCAAAUUUGCCCAAAAAACGAUUACCCGUUUCAUUUGCCAAUUGAGGAUUUGCAUGAAAGGCGACUAUUGCAAGCGGCUUUCGCCACCCGAUUCGUGUCCGAGUCUUGAGGAACGCUUGAACCAGACGCCAAAAGCGCACGGUGUGCGCAAUGUUGUCCACGCGUCCGGUCAUCCGACGAUUGAUCAAGGAUCAACGUCGAAAGGAACGAUUUACUAUGGGGUUGGAUACAAUCCGAAACGGAAUCGCAGAGAGAUUCUCAUCGAUAAUAAACCGCGGCCGAGUUUCGUCGUCAAAAACGGCUAUCCGGAACUCGAAAUGGUUGGCGAGUUGAGAGUUCUCGAAACACCCGAAGACGCCGAAUACUUUUCGAGAAGCUCAAAUUGUGCAACAACGCCAAGCUCGAAUAAUUUGUUCUUUACCGUCUUAUUGGCUGUGUUCUUGAUUCUUACAAUCAUCCUUAUAGCAAUUUUUCUUCUGAUAUCAUCGCGAUUGAAGUCGCGAAAAAAUAAUUCGCUUCAUUUUGCGCAAUAA
Molecule: messenger RNA, 1239 nt
Organism: Caenorhabditis bovis
Lineage: Eukaryota; Metazoa; Nematoda; Chromadorea; Rhabditida; Rhabditidae
Source: the annotation of a GenBank genome assembly